Molecule: messenger RNA, 2136 nt
Organism: Caenorhabditis elegans
Lineage: Eukaryota; Metazoa; Nematoda; Chromadorea; Rhabditida; Rhabditidae
Gene: haf-6
Product: Mitochondrial potassium channel ATP-binding subunit
Exons: 10
Coding region: 57-2063 (668 amino acids)
Biological process (GO): transmembrane transport
Cellular component (GO): mitochondrial inner membrane; membrane
Molecular function (GO): ATP binding; ATP hydrolysis activity; nucleotide binding
Source: RefSeq, marked reviewed
AAAUCGCUGAUAAGAACUGAUUUUUAUUGAUUUGUAUUGAUUUUUCCUGGUUUUUAAUGUCAAUUCUAUCUAAACUAUCCCAAAUAUCCAUCAAAAGCGCCGUGCAAAGCAGCAAACACUGCUUUUCCAGCUAUCCAUGGCUUCACAAACCGAUUUCAAGGACAACAAUACUCAAAACAUGGCGAAUUUGUGGGUUUGGAGCCGGUUUAGGAGCUGUAACCCUACGAAAAGCGGCAUGUGCUCCGAAAUUGAGCAAACGCAUCGACCAUUUGAGGACGACGGAGGAUCAGAAUGCGUCAAUGACGGCCGGAGAGCUGUGGAAUUUGAUUAAACCCUUUUUCGGCUGGUUUUUCGCUGCAGUUGUGUGCGCCAUCCUCUCAGCCUACAUCAACAUUCAAAUUCCACUAUGCCUGGGCGAUUUGGUGAACGGAAUCGUGAAAAUCAUCAAGGACGAGUCGAACAAUUUACGAUCUCAUUUUGAACAGCUCAAGCCAUCUGCUCUGCACUUAAUGACACUAUAUGUUGCACAAUCUGCUCUCACAUUUCUUUAUAUCACAUUUUUAACGGUUCUCGGAGAACGAAUGGCGACGAAAAUGCGGUCGGACUUGUUUCAGAAGCUAUUGCACCAUGAUAUGGCAUUUUUUGAUUCUCAUAAAUCCGGUGAACUAUCAGCUCGCCUGAACGCCGACGUCCAAGAAUUCAAGAGCUCAUUCAAGCUCUGCGUUAGCCAGGGACUCCGAACAUUUGCUCAAACAAUCGGAUGUAUUGGAUCUUUGUACUUUUUGUCACCAACAAUGACAAUGUACACUGUAGCGGUGGUUCCGGGCAUUAUUCUAGCCGGAAGUGCAAUUGGAGCCGGCUUACGGCAGUUGAGCAGAAGAGCCCAAGGCCAAUCGGCAACCGCAUCCGCCGUAUCAGACGAAGCUCUCACAAAUAUCCGAACAAUCCGGGCUUUUGCAAUGGAAAAGCUUGAAUCGCGGCUUUUCGAUAAUGAAUUGGAUAAAGCGAGAGCUAUGCAAGAGCAACUUGGCGUUGGGAUAGGCCUGUUUCAGGCCGGAACUAAUCUUUUCUUGAAUGGAAUGAUUUUGUCAGUGCUUUAUGGUGGUUCCAAUUUGAUUUCCAAGGGCGAGAUGACACCCGGCGCCCUAAUGAGCUUCUUGGUAUCCGCUCAAACAAUCCAGAGAUCUCUAUCCCAACUAUCAAUCAUCUUCGGAACAGCAAUCAAAGGAUGGACUGCUGGUGGACGAGUUCUUCAAUUCUCUCGUCUUGAACCAUCUAUCCCAAUGGAUACAGGUGUCUGUAUUCCGUAUCAUUCACUUUGGGGUGACAUUAAAUUCGAAGACGUCUCGUUUUCCUAUCCAACACGGCCCGGCCAUACGGUGUUUGAAAAUCUGACGCUGAGUAUUCCAGCUGGACAAGUUGUCGCACUUUGUGGUCCCAGUGGAGAAGGCAAAAGCACAAUAACCCAUCUGCUCGAGCGUUUCUACGAGCCAAAAUCCGGCAGAGUUACACUAGAUGGACGGGAUCUUCGUGAGCUCAACGUUGAAUGGCUCCGCGGUCAAGUGAUCGGGCUCAUCUCACAAGAGCCCGUGCUGUUUGCAACGUCAGUCGAGGAGAACAUUCGAUAUGGACGACCAGACGCCACGGAUGAAGAGGUUCGCGAAGCUGCCCGGGCCGCUCAUGUGGAUGAGUUUGUGUCCAGGUUUCCGAGUGGAUAUUCGACUGUUGUUGGGGAACGCGGAGCACAGCUUUCUGGCGGUCAAAAGCAGCGAAUCGCAAUCGCCCGAGCCAUCCUCAAAAAUCCCCCAAUUCUGAUUCUCGACGAAGCCACCUCUGCACUGGAUUCCCAUUCGGAGCACAUGGUACAAGAGGCGUUGAAUAAUGUGAUGAAGGGCCGAACUGUGCUCAUUAUUGCUCAUCGAUUGAGCACAAUUCGAUCGGCUCAGAUGAUUUAUGUGAUUAAGGAUAAGAAGGCAUUGGAAUCCGGAACCCAUGAGCAGUUGAUGGCGAAGAAAGGAUCGUUGUAUAGGAAACUGGUAGAAGCACACAAUGUGGAUUCUUAGAAUACGGCAUAUAUUUAGGAUUUUUUUUUUGUUUUUUAUUUAAAUUUUAGUAGAAAUAUUAAAGAUUUAUAUC